Arabidopsis thaliana (thale cress) is the source of this 2235-nucleotide messenger RNA. RefSeq names its product Pentatricopeptide repeat (PPR-like) superfamily protein. The coding region runs from base 75 to 1895 and encodes 606 amino acids. The transcript has a single exon. The record is from RefSeq and is marked reviewed. Lineage: Eukaryota; Viridiplantae; Streptophyta; Magnoliopsida; Brassicales; Brassicaceae.
GAUGCCAGUGGGUGCAAAAUUCACAAACCCUAAAUUUCAAAAUCCCAAGUCUCCUUCCUGUCCAGCACGAAUCAAUGUUCCCCAAAUCCUUAGCCGUAAGUAGAAAAAACUCGAAUUUAACAAAAGGAGUCUCUGGUUUAAGAAGACUCUGUUCUUCUUCAUCUACCAUCACCGGGAGCCCUUGCCCACCUAGAUAUGACGUAGCUGUCAUCGCUGAUCUCAUAGAGAAGCAGCACUGGUCAAAGCUCGGAGUUCAUGUGACAGACAUAAACCCUAACGAGCUGUUUCGACAGUUGAUAAGUUCUGAGCUUGACCCAGAUUUGUGUCUCAGGUACUAUUCCUGGUUAGUGAAGAACAGUGACAUCUCUGUUUCACUUGAGCUCACAUUUAAGCUCUUGCAUUCUCUUGCCAAUGCGAAAAGGUACUCAAAAAUCCGAUCUUUCCUUGAUGGGUUUGUGAGAAAUGGAUCUGAUCAUCAAGUUCACUCGAUUUUCCAUGCAAUCUCUAUGUGUGACAAUGUUUGUGUCAAUUCGAUUAUAGCUGAUAUGUUGGUAUUAGCUUAUGCGAAUAAUUCGAGAUUCGAGUUAGGAUUUGAGGCGUUUAAGCGUUCAGGUUAUUAUGGGUAUAAGUUGUCGGCUUUGUCUUGUAAGCCUUUGAUGAUUGCGUUGUUGAAGGAGAAUCGUUCUGCUGAUGUUGAAUAUGUGUAUAAGGAGAUGAUUAGGAGGAAGAUUCAACCAAAUGUGUUCACUUUCAAUGUUGUGAUCAAUGCGUUGUGCAAAACUGGGAAAAUGAAUAAAGCUAGGGAUGUUAUGGAGGACAUGAAAGUUUAUGGGUGUUCUCCAAAUGUAGUUAGUUACAACACUCUCAUUGAUGGGUAUUGUAAGCUUGGUGGAAAUGGGAAAAUGUACAAAGCAGACGCGGUUUUGAAGGAAAUGGUGGAGAAUGAUGUGUCUCCGAACUUGACUACAUUCAAUAUAUUGAUUGAUGGGUUCUGGAAAGAUGACAACCUUCCGGGGAGUAUGAAGGUGUUUAAAGAGAUGCUGGAUCAAGACGUGAAACCGAAUGUGAUCUCGUAUAAUUCAUUGAUAAAUGGUUUGUGCAAUGGAGGAAAGAUCAGCGAGGCUAUUAGUAUGCGCGAUAAGAUGGUAAGUGCAGGUGUGCAGCCUAACCUAAUUACUUACAAUGCUCUUAUAAAUGGGUUUUGCAAGAACGAUAUGCUGAAGGAAGCUCUUGAUAUGUUUGGCUCAGUGAAAGGCCAAGGAGCUGUUCCCACUACUAGAAUGUAUAACAUGCUUAUCGAUGCGUAUUGUAAGUUAGGCAAAAUCGAUGAUGGCUUUGCACUGAAAGAAGAGAUGGAGCGGGAGGGGAUUGUACCAGAUGUUGGAACUUAUAAUUGCUUGAUUGCUGGUCUAUGUAGAAACGGUAACAUAGAAGCAGCUAAGAAGCUUUUUGAUCAGUUGACUAGUAAAGGACUUCCUGACCUUGUGACGUUUCACAUACUAAUGGAGGGAUAUUGCAGAAAAGGUGAAUCGAGAAAAGCAGCAAUGCUUUUGAAAGAAAUGUCAAAGAUGGGGCUGAAACCGAGACAUCUGACUUAUAACAUUGUGAUGAAAGGCUACUGUAAGGAAGGAAAUCUGAAGGCAGCAACGAACAUGAGGACACAGAUGGAGAAAGAAAGACGGUUGCGAAUGAAUGUAGCGUCAUAUAAUGUGCUUCUGCAAGGAUAUUCUCAAAAGGGAAAGUUGGAGGAUGCAAACAUGCUUUUGAAUGAGAUGUUAGAGAAAGGUCUAGUCCCGAACCGAAUAACCUAUGAGAUAGUUAAAGAAGAAAUGGUAGAUCAAGGUUUCGUCCCAGACAUUGAAGGGCAUCUAUUCAACGUCUCUACCAAAUCCUAAUCUUUCAGUGGCCAUCAUGAGAAGCAAUUUCAUGCAUGAUUUGCUUUGCUCCACGGUGCUUCCUGAUUUCACCAUAAUUCAAUCUCUCUCUCUCACAGAACCGGACCCUGCAGAAUCUUGUUCUAUCAGAGACCAGUCAAGCUUCCUAGAUUAUAUGGCGUUAUACUGGAUUGUGUAGUUCUCUGCUAUGCCCACAGGUUCCUGGGUUAUAUAUAUGAUUCAGCUUCAUUUGGAAACUGAGAGAAAGUUCAGAUCUUGUAACUUUACUGUUCUUGUAAUUACAUGACACCACCAUAGUGAAUUUGUAGAAGUUUGUCAGUGAUAAUAAGAUUAUACGAGU